UCAUUAUCAAUAACAGAUGAUGGAGUAUCAAAUGACUCGGUGACAGCAUCACUUAAUGGACUCAAUCAUCAACAACAACAACAUCAGCCAAUGGCACCGGUCGUCUACAAGUCAGUCGAUGUGAACGGACAGUGGAUAUCAAACAAGCUGAAGGAGCGCGAGCCCGAGUUCACCAAGAAGGAGAGCAUGGUCAUGUUCCUGGGCACCUGGAACGUCAAUGGCAAGAAGCCCACAGAGUCGCUCGAUCAGUGGCUGGGCGGCGCCAAUCCAAUGGCGCCCGACAUCUACGCCAUCGGCUUCCAGGAGCUCGACCUGACGGCCGAAGCGCUGCUGCUGGGCGACACGACGCGCGCCCUGCCCUGGGAGCACGCCAUCACACAGACGCUACAGACACAGGGCGACUACAUAAAACUGACGAGCAGGCAGCUGGUUGGCAUCCUGCUGUUUGUCUACGUCAAGAAGGAGCACCGUGCACACAUCACCCAUCUGCAGUCAGACAUUGCCGCCGUCGGCAUCAUGGGUAUGAUGGGCAACAAGGGAGGCGUGGCCAUCCGCUUCCAAUUCUACAACACAUCCAUCUGUGUCAUCAACUCACAUCUGAACGCCCACACUGAGAAUGUACUGCGUCGCAAUCAAGACAUGAAGGAUAUCUCAAGGACACUCAAGUUCAUUGGAGACGAUGGCAAGUUCAUCAAUAUAUACGAUCAUGACCAACUAUUCUGGAUUGGUGACCUUAACUACCGCAUUCCAUUACCAUAUCAAGAGGUCAAGGACAAGAUUGCACAUAAGGACUAUUACUCAUUGUUCCUGCACGAUCAGCUGUACCUGCAGAUGAAGAGCAAUUCAGCGUUUGAAGGCUUCCAGGAGCCACCAAUCAGCUUCGCCCCCACCUAUAAGUACGACCCUGGCACCACCGAGUAUGACUCGAGUGAGAAGAAGCGAGUGCCGUCGUGGUGUGAUCGUGUCCUCUGGAAGACAGCCAAGCGCGCAGAGAACGUCGGCAUUUUGGCGUACAGAAGACACGAGCUGCUGUCGUCCGAUCACCGACCCGUGUCGGGAUCAUUCAUUAUCAAGGUGCGCGUGGUCAUACCCGAGAUCAAGGGUCGCAUCUACCAGGAGAUCGUCAAGGAGCUGGACAAGAAGGAGAACGACGCGAUGCCCGACGCUCAGAUCAGCACCAACCUGGUCGAGUUUGACACGAUUCGAUUCAUGGUGCCCGUCACCAAGCAUCUGUUGCUUGAGAACACUGGACAGGUCAUUGCGCGCUUCAAGUUCAUUCCCAAGCUCGACGAGACUGUUUUGUGCAGGCCGUGGCUCACAAUCAAUCCGAUCGCAGGCAUGAUGAUGCCCAAGGAGAAGGUGACCAUCGAGCUGACGGCCUACGUCGACUCGACCACAGCACAUCCCUUCAACGUCCUAAACGAAUCAAUGGACGACAUUCUGAUUCUGCACUUGGAGAAUGGCAAGGACCACUUUGUCUCGGUCGCCGGACAGUUCCAGCACACCUUCAUGGGCAACACAUUGGAGAACCUUGUCAAGUACCCGAACCCAGUGUUCAACAGCAAGCCCAUCACCGAGGAGCACAAGAUGCUGUCGGUGCCCAAGGAAUUGUGGCGUCUGGUCGACAACAUAUACUCGAGCGGCAUGAAGGAGGAGUCAUUGUUCCUCGAGUCGGGUGUCAACCGUGAGAUGGAAGCCAUCAUCGACAGUCUGGACCGCGGCACAGCCUUCCCGGCUGGCUGCGGCAUCCACUCGAUGGCCGAGUGUCUGAUCCGCUUCCUCGAGUACCUGGCCGAGCCCGUCAUCCCAUUCUCCAUGUACCAACAGGCGAUGGACGCGUCGUCCAACGCGCUUUCGUGCAAAACCUUGAUAUCGCACCUACCCUCUGUAAACUACAACGUCUUUUUCUACCUGGUGUCGUUCCUGGUGGAGGUGCUGUCGCAUCAGCGCGACAACAAACUGACGGCCGACCAGUUGGCCAUCAUCUUCUCGACCGUCCUGCUGCGACCUAGUCCAUCAACAUCAACAUCCCAGGCAUUGGCUCCUCAAUCCGAUGCCGUCACAGUCAAGAAGAGAGCAGACUUUAUCAAGCACUUCUUUGUA
Messenger RNA from Acytostelium subglobosum LB1, 2103 nucleotides. RefSeq lists its product as hypothetical. Gene Ontology annotation, biological process: phosphatidylinositol dephosphorylation; signal transduction. The annotation marks the transcript as partial. The transcript has 2 exons. The record is from RefSeq and is a predicted model, not a curated record. Gene Ontology annotation, molecular function: phosphatidylinositol-3,4,5-trisphosphate 5-phosphatase activity; inositol-polyphosphate 5-phosphatase activity; phosphatidylinositol-4,5-bisphosphate 5-phosphatase activity. Lineage: Eukaryota; Evosea; Eumycetozoa; Acytosteliales; Acytosteliaceae.